Entamoeba dispar SAW760 is the source of this 1152-nucleotide messenger RNA. RefSeq lists its product as uncharacterized. The coding region runs from base 1 to 1152 and encodes 383 amino acids. The transcript has 2 exons. Lineage: Eukaryota; Evosea; Mastigamoebida; Endamoebidae. The record is from RefSeq and is a predicted model, not a curated record.
AUGACCUUUCAGAAAAGAACAUUUACUAUUCCAGGAGAACAGUCAAAACCUGUACCUCCUAUUCCUCAAAAAAAACCAGCACCUCCUACACCCUCAAAAUGUGCACCACCUCUUCCUACAAAAUGUGCACCACCAGUACCUCAGAAGAAAGUUGCACCACCUAUACCUGGUCACUCAACAAUUAGUGAAGAAAAACAUGUUCCAUCAAUUCCAGAACAUAGACAUGAAGCACCACCAAUUCCAGAACAUAAACAUGAAGCACCACCAAUUCCAGAACAUUCAUUAGAUGAUACAUCUCAAAGAAAUAAAGAGAUUAAACCAAAUAAAUCAAAAGAAAAUAAAGAAUUAGCUAAAAACAUUGCUGGAGACGUUAAAGAUGUAUAUAAUAAAAUGCCACCUAUGACUGAGGAACAAAAACAACAUGCUAAAGAAGAGGCUUCUAAAGCUGGAAAAACUGCAUAUUCUGGAGCUACGAAAGCAGUUAAAAGUGAAGAGUUUAAACAAGCUAAAAGUCAAGUUGCUAGUGAUUUAAAAGAAAGAGGAAAAGAAGCUAGUAAGACAGCUAAAACAAGUUAUGAAAAGGCAUCUCAAACUGAAGAAUGGAAACAAGCCAAAGAACAAACAAAAACAAUUUCUAAAGAAGUCUAUGAAAGUGAACAGUUCCAAGUAGCUAAGAAAGAAGGAGAAAAGAAAACUGCUCAACGUAUGACUGGAAGAGAAGACGCUGAAUUUGAUCCUAGUGUCACAAUGCAAACAUCUGUUAAACCAACUAUUGUUACUGAUGAAAAUGGAAAAAAGAAAUUUGGAGUUGGAGUUACUGUAAAACCUAAAUUUGCAAUGGAUGGUGAUGAAAUUAACACUAACGCACCUGCUAUGACUGUUAACAGUACUGUUGAUCCUAAACUAAAGAAGAAUGAAGAUGGUACUACUGGUGUAGAUUGGGGAAUGAAAUCACAAAAACCAGUUGUGUCAAAAGAAGCACCAAAAAGCGAGGGACCAGAGUUUUCGUUUGAUACUAAAAUGAAACCUAAAGUCGAAUAUGAUGAGUUUGGACAACCUAAAAUGAAAAUAGAUACACAAACUGGUAACUAUGGUGCAUCUUGUAAAGGACAUUCUAUCAAUGAACAGCAAGUUAAAGAAAUUACAAAAUAA